AUGCAACGCCAGAGCUUCAGAGAUAAGAGGAUCAACAAUUCCAAGUUGGCCCGUGCCAAGUACACAACGGGGAUUAGCUUCAGUCAAGUAUACAGGAAUUCUGAACUAUAUCGGAGGAAUAAAAGUUUAAUAAAGGAGCUAAGUACACCUCCUGAAGGUUCAAACGACUUAUCCUUCCCAACGGAGUACUCACAAACCUUCCUCACACAAUGUUCUGCUUGCCUGUGGAAGCAAAGUCUGUCAUACUGGAGAAAUCCUCCAUAUACUGCAGUCAAAUUCUUCUAUACUACACUAAUUGCGCUAUUGUUUGGAACAAUGUUCUGGGGAAUUGGAAGAAAAAGGCACAGUCAACAAGACUUGUUCAAUGCCAUGGGUUCCAUGUAUGCCUCAGUUUUGUUCAUGGGGGUGCAGAACUCGGCCUCAGUUCAGCCAGUUGUGGCUGUUGAGCGCACAGUCUUUUACAGGGAAAGAGCGGCCCACAUGUACUCACCUCUGCCAUAUGCAUUGGGACAGGUUGCAAUUGAACUUCCAUACAUCUUUGUUCAAUCAUUGAUAUAUGGCGUGAUAGUAUAUGCUAUGAUUGGCUUCGAGUGGACAGCUGCCAAGUUCUUUUGGUACCUGUUCUUCAUGUACUUCACUCUAGCUUACUUCACAUUUUACGGAAUGAUGUCGGUGGGCCUGACUCCGAACUAUAACGUUGCCUCUGUUGUUUCCACGGCAUUCUAUGCUCUUUGGAACCUUUUCUCGGGAUUUAUUACACCAAGAACUAGAAUUCCGAUAUGGUGGAGAUGGUACUACUGGCUCAGCCUUAUUGCAUGGACACUCAACGGUCUGGUCACUUCACAGUUUGGAGACGUAACAGCAAAAUUCGAAAGUAACGGCGUGCAGGUGUCCGAGUUUGUAGAAAGCUAUUUUGGGUUCCACCAUGACUUCCUGUGGGUAGUUGCUGUGGUGGUCGUCUCAUUUGCCGUUCUCUUUGCUUUCCUCUUCGGGCUAUCGAUCAAGCUAUUCAAUUUCCAGAAGAGAUAAGUGACCAAGGAAGACAUAUCCAAGGUUGGUCAAAGCCGCUAGCAAUGAAGUUACAGUAGGGAUAGGUCCUUGUAAUUGUAUUGCAUAUAUGUGAAUACUAGCAUAGCAUUAAUCUAUGAGAGCACAAUGCCUAAAUUAAUUGUACAGUGACAGUGCACAUUGUGCGCCUAUGAAGUUCAGUUUUGUAAGUUGUAUAUAAAUCAAGUGAGUUUGCCACA
Molecule: messenger RNA, 1247 nt
Organism: Lolium rigidum
Lineage: Eukaryota; Viridiplantae; Streptophyta; Magnoliopsida; Poales; Poaceae
Product: ABC transporter G family member 53-like
Exons: 6
Coding region: 1-1029 (342 amino acids)
Cellular component (GO): membrane
Molecular function (GO): ABC-type transporter activity
Source: RefSeq, a predicted model, not a curated record